AUGGGUGAUAAUAACAAUAAUAGCGAAAACGCGGUUAUCUACUACAGUUUAGAAGAAAUUUCAAAAAAUACAGGAUUAAAUGGAACAAAGUGUUGGAUUAUUUAUAAAAAUAUAGUUUAUGAUGUUUCAGAUUAUAUUACAGAGCAUCCUGGUGGGUCAGAAUUAGUAACAGAAUACGGUGGAAAAGAAUCAACAAAAGCAUUUGACGAUGCCGGGCAUUCAACUGAUGCUAAAAAUAUGUUGAAACCUUACAAAAUAGGAGAAUUAGCUAUGGAGGAUAGAAAUCAGAAAGGAGUCAAGAAAAAUAUUAAAUCACCCGACACUCCAUAUCGAAGGGGAUGCUUGAAUAUCGUAUCGUGUGGACUUUUAGGAUAA
Onthophagus taurus is the source of this 375-nucleotide messenger RNA. RefSeq names its product cytochrome b5. Gene Ontology annotation, cellular component: intracellular membrane-bounded organelle; membrane. Lineage: Eukaryota; Metazoa; Arthropoda; Insecta; Coleoptera; Scarabaeidae. Gene Ontology annotation, molecular function: heme binding. The record is from RefSeq and is a predicted model, not a curated record.